Molecule: messenger RNA, 453 nt
Organism: Protopolystoma xenopodis
Lineage: Eukaryota; Metazoa; Platyhelminthes; Monogenea; Polystomatidea; Polystomatidae
Source: the annotation of a GenBank genome assembly
AUGGCACCAGUUCCACGAUGGCUUCUACCACAUCAUCAACACAUCAUCACAUCCGCCAACACGGUCGAAAAACCUGGCUCUAGUGCCCAUGACGACAAAUCUGUCCGAGUCCGGCAGGAGAGCAUCCAACGCUUUGGUCCACUUUCGGUCACCACCGACCUGGGCCUUGUUGGGCAGCUCGCCUCACUCGCCCCUCAACUAAUUUUUGUGCUCCAAGUCCGACUCUGGUGUCCAGGCGACUGGGCUCCCCUGCCCCCACUUGACCGGCCAACCCGGCCACAAGUCACCCACUUGUCCAAAGGCCUCGGAUCUGGGGCCAAAGUGAGUCCGUCUGAGGUUGGAGCAGGUGGAAAAAGGCUCGUGGUGGCAACAAGCCGACUGCGAGAGGAGAGAGAAAGAGAGCCGCACGACUCUGUUUCAUCUUACACUGACGAUACCGCUCGUCCUGCCUAA